Cylicocyclus nassatus is the source of this 390-nucleotide messenger RNA. Lineage: Eukaryota; Metazoa; Nematoda; Chromadorea; Rhabditida; Strongylidae. The record is from the annotation of a GenBank genome assembly.
AUGAAGCGGAUCAAGUGGAUCCUGUGGAUAUUCGCGUCGCUAUUGCAAGUAUGGCCACUGGAACAAGGCCGUAUCUGCGGUUUCUUUGAGGCACAGUUCUAUCGUUGUAUGGAAGCGUAUGGAGCAAAAUUAGGACGUAAAUAUUGUGAUCUUGAACAUCGCGAUUUCAGAGAAUGUUUGACUGGGGAUAAACAAAAGAAACGUGCUGCAGCCAUUGCUGCCCAACGACGCAAACUCUACCGUGAAGGCAAAUUAGACCAGGCAUUCCUCGACAAUCAUCCGCAAGUAGGACACUUCGAGCCGGACCAUUUUUCAUGGAAUAAGAUCCAUUAGCUUUCGUAGUGUGUAAUUCUGUAGAGUAUAGAUAAAUCGAUAAAUGAUGUGAAGGCA